CAAUCCAAUAUCCAAUAUCUAUUUAUCUUCUUCCAACUUUGCCCUGAACAUGGCUUCUAUUUACCAUCGUGCCACUCUCUGUUUCACUCUGUUUUUCUUCCUCUCCUCUGCCGCCGCCGCUCCUGGUCUCAGCCGGGGACCGGCGGCGAUCGUCGAGCAACAGCCUUUGGUGCUCGAAUACCACAAGGGUGCUCUUCUGAAAGGGAAUAUCACCGUCAAUUUGAUAUGGUACGGCCGAUUCACAUCUUCACAGCGCUCUGUAAUCGUCGAUUUCAUUCAAUCUCUAAGCUAUUCACGUGCUCCGGCGCCGUCGGCGUCUCUCUGGUGGAAGACGACGGAGAAAUACAAGGGUGGGUCGUCGAAUCUCAUUGUUGGGAAGCAGAUUCUUCACGAGGCUUACACUUUGGGGAAAAAUCUGAAGAACCUGCAUCUUAGGGCGUUGGCGACCAAGGUCAAUCAGUUGAAUUCAGUAAACGUGGUGCUGACGGCGAAGGAUGUUGCCGUCGAUGGAUUCUGCCGUAGCCGGUGCGGUACUCAUGGGUCGGUUCCGGUGGGUCGGAGAAGCGCACGAACCGCUUAUGUAUGGGUUGGAAACUCGGAAUCUCAGUGCCCUGGGUACUGCGCCUGGCCGUUCCAUCAGCCUAUUUACGGUCCACAGACGCCGCCAUUGAUCGCCCCCAACGGCGACGUCGGUGUCGAUGGAAUGAUAAUCAAUUUGGCCACCGUUUUGGCAGGAACUGUAACGAAUCCUUUCAACGAUGGGUACUUUCAGGGCCCACCAACGGCGCCGCUGGAAGCUGUGUCAGCCUGCACCGGGUUGUUCGGGUCCGGAGCCUACCCGGGUUACCCAGGUCAGGUUCUGGUUGACAAGGUGACCGGAGCCAGUUUCAAUGUCCAUGGAGUUAACGGACGGAAGUAUCUACUCCCGGCGAUGUGGGACCCCCAGUCGUCUACGUGUAAGACAAUGGUGUGAAGUGGCUGAUGAAGACGACACGUGGCGGUGGAUUGUGUUCUUUCCUUUGUAUAUAUAAUAUAAUGAGUAAAAAACAUAUGAUCCACGAUAAUGGGUUCGGGUGCCGUACGGUUGGGGAAUGGAUGAAACGCUGUCGUUUUGGUGGUCAUGUAAAAAUUUGUAUUUUGAAAAAUGGACAGGGAAUGAGAAAUAUAAAUAAUGCAAACUUUAAUUAAAUGGAAAGAAAAAAAAAGAGUUUAAAAAGAUGCUUCAAGUGGGGAAUUUAGGAGUGUUUGGUAAUGAGAAUAAAGUAGAUUAAUGAUGGGAAUACAGUGGAAAAGAUUUGAUAUUUGAUGGUAAUAAAAAAAAUGGUAUUCUAUCUGA
Molecule: messenger RNA, 1336 nt
Organism: Cucurbita maxima (winter squash)
Lineage: Eukaryota; Viridiplantae; Streptophyta; Magnoliopsida; Cucurbitales; Cucurbitaceae
Product: protein EXORDIUM-like 2
Exons: 1
Coding region: 50-973 (307 amino acids)
Source: RefSeq, a predicted model, not a curated record